AUGGAUACGGCAAGGCUCACCGAGGCAACUUUUGCCUUUCUACCUCUAGAGCUUCUCAGUAUGAUCGGUAAUUUCCUCGACAACACUUACGACCUGUCAAACCUCGCUCAUGUCAAUCAAACGUUCUACCGCGUCUUCAAUCGUCUGCUGUAUGAGGCCGCCGUCAAGGAGCACCAUCCAGGCCCGACCAUCGAAGCAGCGAGCAACGGGAACCUCGGAGCUCUAAAGCUCGCAGCUGAACACGGCGCCAAUCUUGACUACUAUCAGGUUAAGCCGCUCACAGCAGAUGAAAAGUUGGCCAAGGGUAUUCCAUACCAAUUAUCUCCGCGCGCCCGCUGGGGAGCACCCCUCCACUUCGCCAUCAUCUAUGGCCAUCAGCAUGUCGUUGAAUGGUUGAUCUCCAAAGGCGUCGACAUCGAGGCUCCGGCGAGACUUUACUGCGGGUGCGAGAGCCCCUGGAACGAUAUCACUCCUUACGACGAAUCUUAUCGCACUUACUACGACAAAGGUGUCAUGGUCUGGACCCCGUUACAUUACGCCAUUUGCCAUAGGCAGACCGACAUCGCGCACCUAUUACUUUCGGCUGCUCUCAAGUUGGUGGAAGGUGGCACGCCGAUAUGGUCAAGGGAGGAAGUGUGGGAUAGUGACAUCGACUCUUUCGAAAAGGUCGAGACGCCGAUUGCUCUCUUAACCAAGGUACUCGCAGGCUGGGAUUAUGAGUCUCCUUGGACCAAUACGCGGUCCUGUGGACUUACAGAUAAGUGCUGCGACCAUGACGAACACGAAAUCGCAGCAAAGAAAAAAGCAUUCCUCAAGCUCGCGCAGCGGACAAUCGACGAAGUUCCCCACGAAGUAUCAACAUAUGAACUGAAGGACAUCCUGGCACAAGGACUCAUUGCUAUGUUUGAUCACGCAGAUUUCUGCGAUGAAGACUUUUCUGAAUACGCCAAGAUCAUCAAACUUGCUCUGGAUGAAGAUGCAGUUGUCCAAUUGCGGCAAUCGACACUUUCUCUGUUGGUUAACCACCGAACAAGAAGCUUUAAGUUUGCUCAAAUGCAUGGCAUCACGUUUCUGUUAGACGACCAAUGGUUUGGUGAGCCUAUUACACAUAUUGACAAGAGACUGAUGUUGAGGACAUUGGACAGGGUGGUGAGAGCAAUUCCAUGGCUAGACGACGACGGCUAUACCAUUUUGACAAAUACAGAUUGCCUGAUCAGAACAAUGGAACUUUUGAGAGUACAAGGAGCUUGGAAGGAUGCCCGAGAAGAAACCGGAAGAAUUUCCACCGAGGAAAAGAGCUCUUGGACUCUUGCUGGUACAACUGUGGAGGGUGAGAAGUGUUCAGAGCUCUCUGGUCAAUGGAACAAGCUCAGGUCCGACGAGUUGAAGAUUAUCUCGUCAAAGUUUCGGCACAUCUUCACAAAGAUCAGGUGGGAAUCUUAG
Molecule: messenger RNA, 1443 nt
Organism: Colletotrichum siamense
Lineage: Eukaryota; Fungi; Ascomycota; Sordariomycetes; Glomerellales; Glomerellaceae
Exons: 2
Coding region: 1-1443 (480 amino acids)
Cellular component (GO): cytoplasm; nucleus
Molecular function (GO): protein binding
Source: RefSeq, a predicted model, not a curated record